This is a messenger RNA of Solanum pennellii, 4852 nucleotides long. RefSeq names its product phosphoinositide phosphatase SAC6. The transcript has 22 exons. Gene Ontology annotation, biological process: phosphatidylinositol dephosphorylation. The record is from RefSeq and is a predicted model, not a curated record. Gene Ontology annotation, molecular function: phosphatidylinositol-4-phosphate phosphatase activity. The coding region runs from base 167 to 1957 and encodes 596 amino acids. Gene Ontology annotation, cellular component: endoplasmic reticulum. NCBI's taxonomy places the organism in Eukaryota, Viridiplantae, Streptophyta, Magnoliopsida, Solanales, Solanaceae.
UUAACUCUACGCGAAUCACUCCUUUCGUGCCAUCUGUGUUUUUCCGCCCAAACAAUAGUGACUUACGGAAGCGAAUUGUAUUUUUUCCAUCUCUUCUUCUUCCCUUUCUUGCAAUUUUCGGUUUCCAGGCAAAUUUUUCUUACUCAGUGUCUGUAGCAUUUUAAUUAUGAUGGAGAAGGGAGAUCCUUCACAGAAAUUAUAUACAAGGAUGCGUCUUUGGGAAUUUCCAGACCAGUAUGUUGUUGAGCCUACUGAUGGAUCCUGUGGUUCGUGCUUGGAGAUCAGCCGCGUAGAUGGGUCUGUGAAACUAAUAGAUGAGGUUCCAGAAUGCACUUCGGUUCGUGUUCCCAAAAUUCAAAAAAUAUUUGGUGUUAUAGGCAUACUAAAGCUUUUGGCUGGUUCAUAUGUACUGGUCAUAACGGACCAUGAAUGUAUUGGAUCUUACUUUGGGCACCCUAUCUUCAAAGUUUCAUCGAUGAAAUUUUAUCCUUGCGAUCAGUCUCUCAAGAACUCUACUGCUGAAAAGAAAAACAUGGAAGCUCAGUUUUCGGCACUGCUUAAUGUCAUAGAGAGGACUCCUGGUCUAUACUUCUCUUAUGAUGUCAAUAUAACAUUGAGUGCUCAGAGACUGCAUGAUUUGGGUGAUGAAUCCAAGAUGCUUCCUCUCUGGAGACAAGCGGACCCUCGAUUUGUUUGGAACAACUAUAUGAUGGAACAACUGAUAGAUAACAAGCUUGACCCGUUCUUGCUUCCUGUUGUCCAAGGCAGUUUUCACAAUUUCCAAGCUGCAAUUGGGAAAGACAUUAUUGAUGUUACGCUGAUUGCUAGGCGGUGCAACAGAAGAGCUGGCACUCGAAUGUGGAGAAGAGGGGCUGAUUCUGAUGGAUUUGUCGCAAAUUUUGUGGAAAGCGAGCAAAUUAUCCAGUUGAAAGGGUACACAGCAUCAUUUGUUCAGGUCAGGGGGUCAAUCCCAUUACUAUGGAAUCAGAUUGUUGAUUUGACAUAUAAGCCCAAGUUUGAGAUAGUGAGAAUUAUAGAAGCACCUAGAGUUGUUGAGCGGCAUUACUUGGAUCUGAGAAAAAAGUAUGGAAAUGUUCUAUCAAUUGAUCUCGUCAAUACGCAUGGAGGAGAAGGACGCCUAAGUGAAAAGUUCGCAAAUGCAAUGCAACAUGUUGCUGCUGAUGAUGUGAAAUACUUGCACUUUGAUUUUCACCACAUAUGCGGGCAUGUUCAUUUUGAACUCCUUUCUAUCCUCUACGAUCAAAUUGAGGAUUUUUUCAUUAAAAAUAGGUAUUUUCUGUUAAAUGAGAAAGAUGAGAAAGUUGAACUGCAACUUGGAGUUUUGAGGACCAACUGCAUUGACUGCUUAGACCGUACAAAUGUAACUCAGAGCAUGCUAGGUCGAAAAAUGCUUGAGUUCCAACUGAGAAGACUUGGUGCUUUCGAUGCUGAAGAAACUAUUAGCUCACACUCCAACCUUGACGAAAGCUUCAAACUCUUGUGGGCCAACCAUGGGGAUGAUAUAAGCAUCCAGUACUCUGGUACUCCAGCUUUAAAGGGAGAUUUUGUCAGAUGUGGUCACAGAACAGCCCAGGGGGUUAUCGCUGACGGAUGUAAUGCCCUAACACGAUACUACUUGAACAACUUUGUUGAUGGUACUAAACAGGAUGCAGUUGAUUUAUUGCAAGGACACUAUAUUCCGGCUGUCUCUCGAGAUAUGAAACCAUCAUCCCAAAAAGGAAGCCUUGAGACUAAAGCUUCGUUUCCUCUGGCGUUGGCGCUAAUAUUGACUGGGUUGUUCUUUGCUAUGUUGUCGCUAAGGAAAGUUCGACAUGAUCUUCGGAGUCUGAUAUAUGCAGUGGUUUGGGCAAGCAUAAGUUUGGGAAUAGCUGCAUUUGUGAAAGCCAAUGGUCGAAUGUUCUGUAACAGGCCUAGCCUGCACCAAUCAAGGCGUUGAUUUUUGGGUUCAGAAUGCUUGGUAGGAGCUACGUUUGCUAAAAUUGCCAGAUUUUUCAUAUGCUUUGUAAAAAUUUUGGUUAUUGCGUGUUCUUUUCAUGUCUUUGAUAAUUUUCUUUUUGAUCAUUCAUUUAAAAGGUCCUAGUUACAUGAUUAUUUGUAUAUUGAAAUGGUUAUGAUUGAUAUUUCUAGAAAUUGAAUCUCGGCUUCGCCAUGAUUUGGUAACUAUUACUGUUGCUCUCUAAGUUGUAUGAUCUCUUUGUUUGUCUUAUGAUCCAUUCUCCUUGAUGCAUUAUGUCAAAGUCCCAAAGGAGGGCAAAGGUGGUGGUUUAAGCUAAAUCUGGAAAUGUUAUGUCAAGUAGUCAUCCUACACAACAUAGUUUUUUUUUUCUUUUUUAAUGUCAUGUGCUUCAGUUUGACUGCACUUGAACUAUUCUAUUAGGUAUAUGCUACCUCCCACCAAAUACGCAUCAAGUAACUUUACUAACCAAAGCAUAUAGAUAAGAAGAAAUCACCUAAAGUUUGUCUUUUUUGGGAUCUGAAUCCUGGUCUCUCAUGAUUUUCGCUCAUUUCAUUGACCAUUAGACCAUACUCGUGUGCAAACAUGAUGUGUAUUCAAGGAAAUAUUGUUUCUUCUAAAUGAGGUAAAUAAUUUGGUAAAAUUAGAUCCACUAGAAUUUUAAAUCAGAACAUUAUAGCAUCCAGAUGAAGUAUUUCUAGGGUAAACACUAACUUGGCCUGCUUCAUCUAUUCCUAAUAAUGCUUCAAAUUUUAUUUCUACUACUGAGAUAAACAGCAGAAAUAUGAAAGCUGUAAAAAGAUAGCUUGGUAGCCUUAAAUACAUUACUUGGGAUGACUUGAAAUGGCAUAGGGAGGCCAAUAGAGGUGAAAUUGAAUCUUAUAAGUAACAGUGAUCCCAGACAGAUCCACUGGAGAAGAUGUCACGUAACCUUGAACGAACAGAAAAUCACCAGUUCCUCCGACAACAGGAUGGUUAGAUGGCUUUGUAUUGUGUGUGCCUCCCACAACUGAUAUUGAGCCUUUGUAAUGAUUCAUCAUCAAAGUGAUUUUAGCAAUAGAUAUGCUUUGCAGUCCAUUUAACGAGGAUGUUAUCGAUGUUCCUUCAGCUGUCCCAACUAUCUUUGAGUUUGAGUUGGGUUUUAGAGUUAAGGGAUCUUGGAACACAUAUAAGGUGCCAAAAGGUGUUGUGGUUUGGCUUAUGGACGGUCCUGCAACACCAUUCACUAUAAGAUAUGCUGUUUUAUUUAUGGUUUCGUGUUGAAAGAGAGUAAAAUGGAUUGACUUGAGUUCAUGGUGGUGGUGAUGAUGGUGAGAAAUUGAGGUAGCCUCACGAAACAAGAGGACGGAAAGAAGAAGAUAAGAAAGAAAAGAAGAGUAGCAUACAGAGAGAGCCAUUGUAGUCUAACAAAGCAAUAUGGUUCUAACAGAAUACAAAUGUUAUCACUUUUAUAAUAGCUGUGUCUGUGUCAGUUUGUAUGCACUUCAACUAUUUCAUUCGGUGCCUGCUACUUUUUAUUAACACACCGAGGGUUAAACAAAUAGGAAGAGAUCACUUAACUUUUACUAGAAAUUGAAUAUUGAUCUGCCAUUUUUCACCUACUUCAUGAACGCGGACCCACCAUUGACUUCAAGUCUUACCACAGCCUUUGGUCAUGGAAUUAAUGAGUCCUGCCAUCGCUUUACUUGGAAGUUUCAAAGUCUCCCAGCAAGACGACUGAGAUGGACAGAGUCUCAAAAGUAUUUUCGUGAGUGGCAACUUUUAGGUAAAACGUUAUUAUCAUGAAGAAAAUGAAGUCAAUAGAAGAGUUUUUCCAUCAUACCCUAGUACGUGAUGAUUGGAUUAUUAGUCAUUUAUCUUGAUAAUUUUGGCACAGAAGGACCAAAUUAUUGUUCAUUUUAAUCCAAAAGAAAUUUCUUGGUGUUGAAUAUUGUCUAUAUGACUUAAAAGAAAGAAAUGAAACUGACGUCAAGGCUGAACCUGAGACUCUAAUUACAGAGCCAACAGGUAUAACCAAGUGCUAUUUACUAACAUUGGCCUAUGAGGCUUAGCUGAAUUUUUUUAAAAAAAUGUAAUUGAAGGAACAACCGGAGCUUACUCUAUAAUUUGAAAGAAUGACUGAUCAUCCUUAAUAUCAGAGUCAAUAAACUUGGAGAUAUUCCCUUUGAAGCAUUGUGGAGAUUAGCAAUGUUGAAUAAUUGUAACUACUGAUCUGAGGAAAAACACGGUCAAAUUCAUGUAAACGACUAAUAAUAGCAAUGAGUUUACAACUGCUUUUCCUUCUCCAGAUGAGGAUUGCUGGAAAUUCAACACUGCCCAUACCAAGUGUCGUAAACCAAAAUCAGGAAACUAUAUAUGCCUUUGGAAUACAGUUUGUAAGUCGGCCAAAGAAGGAACCUGCUAAUGUGAGACGCACCUGACAUGAUCUAGCUCCAUAUAUGAUGCUUGAAUGGCCUGCGUGAUCUCAUCAGUAGAAGUGUAGGCCACAGAGAUAGGGAGAUUGCUCUUGGUGUUUUUGGCAGUGACUUACAUCGCCUUCUCAGCUGCAACUCUAACCGGCUAGUCAAGGAGCUUCAGGUUCCCCACGAAAUGAAUUCUCACUCCAUAUUCGUUGGUAAAAGCAUGUCUAAAAAGCAAUAUCUUAGCUCAUAUUUGCCCCCAUCAUUUUACGUAUCACCUUCCAUAUCCGGGUUCUGAAUCCAUGGUGGCUUGUAGAAUAAGCUGCAGCUUGGCUGCUGUGUGUUCAUCUGUAUCAAAAUGUAUGUAUUGUUCUCAAGAAAUGAAAAGUGAUGUUAGUGGAAACAGCCUCUUCACCCCAUAAAAGGUAGGGGGUGAAGUUUGUGUCCAUCCUACCGUCUCCGGACCCCAUUUGUGGAA